AGGAGAGCAAAAGUGCCCCAGACCACCUCCCAGCCCAGCUAGCAACUAGCAACAGGAACUUAUCUCGCGCAAUACGUGGAGCCCUUCCUUAUUUCUCACAGAGGAAGUAUGAGCCUUGUUUAGCAAGAACGGCGUUUCAUGAUAGGCUGCCGAACUCUGCAAAAAGCCUCACUUCGCUCAGCUGUGUGCAUCAGAACUGAACCUGCUUUCCCCUCUGGCGUUUCCAAGCGACAUGGAAGCCAGGAGCCGCUGGUGAAAGGAAGAAGCAAAGGAAGAGGGGCGGGGAACUAUGCUUGGCAUCUAAACGCAAGCUCUGAAACUCGCGUUUUGAAGGAAGAACAAUGGGGAACACUAUAAGAACGACAAAAACCACGCCUGAGAUAAAUAUCACACCCUGGCAAUCUGGCCAAAGAAGUGACUUCCUUGCUGUCCUUGACAACUACCCUGCUCCCGAUAUAAGCCAGCCUAUAUUUCACGUUGGAGAAAAAUUGCGGGUGAUAUCAGACGAAGGGGGCUGGUGGAGAGCCCGUUCCCUCACUACAGGUCAAGAAAACUACAUCCCAGAGAAGUGUGUAGCAAAAGUUUACCACGGUUGGUUAUUUGAAGGUCUGGGAAGAGAAAAAGCUGAAGAACUUCUGCUGCUUCCCAAUACCAGAAUUGGCUCGUUCAUGAUUAGAAAGAGCGAAACAACGAAAGGUUUAUAUUCGUUGUCAGUCCGGCACGUACAAGUGAAACAUUACAGAAUCUUCCGCCUGCCAAACAACUGGUAUUAUAUCUCUCCUCGGCAAACUUUCCAGUGCCUUGAGGACCUUGUAAAUCACUAUUCUGAGGUAGCCGAUGGCCUCUGCUGCACACUCACCACUCCCUGUCUCACCCAACACACGAGCAGCAACGAAGUAAGGAAUCAAGAGCCGAGGAACCAAGAAACCCCCGUCGUGAUGCGCAGCAAGACCUUCUCAUGGAAGGAUAAACAGAGAUCAACUGAAGAUGACAGUGACAUUGUAGACAUUCUUGGAAUAGAGGACUCUGGCCUGAGCUUUGGGCUGAGGAACAGCAUCAGUUCCUAUCUUGCCCUAACUGGAGAAACUGACUCUUACACAAACAACAGGAAGCAGAAAAGCCGGUCUGUCAUAUUACGGAACAAGUUCGAACCACCCUUCAUUUAUCACGAGAACCGAUCCUGAUAAAGCAGAAGGUGGCCAGGAAGAAACUUAAGAUACUCCAUGUUCAAACGACAAAAUUUUUGCACUGUUGGGAGAUAACGCGACCACCAUUUUUUUCCAGUCCACAAGAGACCAUGUCCUCGGGGACAGAGCCUGGAGACUGGGCUUAAAGUGUACAGCGAAAAGCAGUAGACGCCGACUGAUAAGGAAAGCUCUUUCAGGAAUGGCUCUGGUUGCGAGAACAAAGAAACGUGUAUCCACCAGGUCGUUCAGGUUUGGCUAGUUACUAUUUCUAUAGGCUCUUAUCCAAGUCAAAGGCACUUCUUCCCCCACAAUGCACACUCUAUUUAUAAUAGGCGCGAGUUAUGCACAGCAGUACACCAUCACAUGCAUUUUAGGUCAUAGAACUGGAAUAUUAUCAGAUCUUAAUCUUCUGCCCUGAGGAAUUUUUGUUCCAAACAUCAGGCCUUCCUCUGACCUGGCCAGACCACACAAGACCUUUAGCAGAGUUCAUCACACAAAGGAGAGUUCGUCACACAGCUUCAGAUAAUCCAAAGCUUGGGUUAUUUUGCUUAUCAAAAUCAGGUGGUACGGCCCUACCCUGUACCUCAGAAUGCGGCCGGAAGAAUCAUUUCUUUUUUACAAUUCCAUGUAAGAAGAAAGCUAACACAGGGAG
This is a messenger RNA of Lacerta agilis (Sand lizard), 1839 nucleotides long. RefSeq names its product Src like adaptor (gene SLA). The transcript is spliced from 8 exons. NCBI's taxonomy places the organism in Eukaryota, Metazoa, Chordata, Lepidosauria, Squamata, Lacertidae. The record is from RefSeq and is a predicted model, not a curated record. Bases 342 to 1184 code for a protein of 280 amino acids. Gene Ontology annotation, molecular function: protein binding.